This is a messenger RNA of Closterium sp. Yama58-4, 1719 nucleotides long. The record is from the annotation of a GenBank genome assembly. NCBI's taxonomy places the organism in Eukaryota, Viridiplantae, Streptophyta, Zygnematophyceae, Desmidiales, Closteriaceae.
AUGUCCUUGCCUGCAGCGAUGAACGUCCUAGGCGUCGUGACUGGGAGUGCAGCGCUUAUCUUCGUGGCGCUGUUAACUUAUGGAUCUGUCAUGGCCAUGGUUCGCUGCACCGUCGCUGCUGCUGCCGCUUCAUCCCCUUCUGAGGAAGACCCUUCGCGGUUUCGGGAAUCUGACACGGCAAUUGACGCUGCGGGAGCAGCAGGGAGAGGCAGAACUGGCAGAAACGGCGAUCCCAGGGAAGUGGGAAGAAAAUUAAACGCUAGCAAUGGAGGGAAUUUCAGCAGUGUUGGUGGCCGCAGUUUCAGUAUGCGGGAUGACGAGAAGCUGAGUUAUAACCACACUGUGGCUACGGCUCUGGGAAGCACGGGACGGCUGGUGCUGCAGCUGUCGAUUGUUGUCAACAAUUUGGGCCUCAUGAUGGUGUUCCUUGAUAUCAUCGGGGAUGUACUUGUAGGCAGCGCCACAGGACCUGGCGUUCUGCCCCUGGAUCAGCUGCAUUUGUCACCAGACGUGGCCAGAAAGUCUAUCCUCGCUAUAGUCAUUCUCCUUAUUCUGCCCCUCUGCUUGCAAGACAGACUCGGAUCCAUGAAGGUUGCGAGUAAGAUAUCAGUGGCCUUGGCGAUUGCGUUUGUGCUGCUCGUGCUGCUGCUGUCUGGAGGGAAGAUUGCAGCUGGUGCAGCCACCAUGCCGCCACUGUUCGCCACGUCUGGCAAUGCCCUGGCUGUUUUCAGUGUCAUCAACGUCGUCACAAAUGCCUUCAUAUGCCAUUUCAACGUGACCCCUAUUUACAGGGAACUCAGGGACCGCUCCCUCCCCCGCAUGCGCACAGUCGUGCGCUGCUCUGUCAUCAUCACCACCCUCGUCUACCUCGCAGUCGGCAUUUUCGGCCUCGUGCUUUUCGGCUCUGAUGUACACACAGACGUGCUAUACGAUUUCGACACGAGCCUAGACGUCGUUCCAGGAAUGAGCCCCAUAAUUGCGGCACAUGCUGUGGCGCUAGGGCAGGGGGUGAAGAUCGGGUAUGCGAUUUCGAGGGUGCUUUCGCUCCCUCUCGUGCUGUUUCAGCUGCGGCUGGUUGUGGCGUCGCUGCUGUCGGCUUGUCUGGGAAGGAAAGGGCGAGGAGGGAGAGACGAGGGAAGGACUACGAGCAGCAGCGGCAAAUCUGCAGGUGUGGUUGAGGCAGGUGGUUCUGCCAGCGGGCGGACGAAGGAGAGAACGAGGGUAAAUUCCCUUGAAUAUAUUCAGGUGGAUGGGAAUGAGGAUGGGACAGAGGAGGCCGGGGAGGAGGAUGUGGGAGAAGAGAGGGAAGGGGAGGAGACGGAAGGGGAAGAGGAGGACACAGAGGGAGAGGAGGAAGAAGAGGAGGACGAGGAAGCGAGGCUCGAAGAGCUUCGACAGGCAGAAGAAAAGGCAACAAAGAGGCGACGUUUUUGGCGCCAAGUUCGUUUCGUACUCCUUACAGUGUUCCUCCUCGUUUUAGCCUUUUGUGGAGCGGUUCUGGUGCCGGAUAUCUGGAUAGUGUUCCAGUUUAUGGGCUGUACCGCAGCGGUUAUGAUAGGGUUCGUUUUCCCUGGGCUUGUGUCUCUAAGGGCCAAAGGAGGAACUGUAUCGGUAUCUGAUACGGUGGUGGCAUGGUUACUGGUGUUGGUGGGUGUAGCUGUGGGUAUUAUUGGUAUUGUUGUUAAUGUUGUGGUGCUCUUGAACGAUGGCAUGCCUUGA